Molecule: messenger RNA, 9186 nt
Organism: Klebsormidium nitens
Lineage: Eukaryota; Viridiplantae; Streptophyta; Klebsormidiophyceae; Klebsormidiales; Klebsormidiaceae
Source: the annotation of a GenBank genome assembly
CCUCAAAAGAUGAAUCAUGAAGAUGGAUGAUUCGUAGCCUGCUUUUCCGCCCGCUGCGCAGGUUGUAGCCCGAAGAGGGCAGGGCUGGAGUGAAGGCUGGCCACCAUGUUCUCCGCAUCAUCAUGGGCCAUGAAGCGCGUGUACAAGUUUCUCCUCAAGAGGCUGCUGGGAAAGCUGCUGGUCAAUGAGAUAGACCUGGAGCAGUUGGAGGUGCAACUGGGGGCCGGAACGCUGGAGUUGAGGGACCUGCUCCUUGACACAAACUAUUUGAAUGCUCAGUUGGGCGAGGCGGCUGCCGUCACCAUAAGCACCGGCUACAUUGGGACCAUCAAGGCGACUGUCCCGUGGAAAGGCCUCGCAAGCCAGUCUAUUGAGAUCGACAUCGACGAACUCGAGAUAACCGUCGCCCCACGAGUCCCGUCGCCACCCUUCCCCGAUGAGCAGUGCGAUCCUCAAAGCUCAAGCAAUCCGGAGGGCUUCUGGCCGUCUGAGGAGCCUGGCAGCCCCGACACUGGCGACUACUCGAGGCUGCAGGCUUAUGCGGGGGUUGACGACGGUGUCAGGGUGGUCGCCAGGUUGGUGGAGAGCAUCUUGUUGGGGCUCAGAGUGAGGGUUAUGCGGUUGGUAAUCCGGGUUGAGCAUAAGACCACAGGGACAGAUGGGUCUGCUGACUCCGGUGGCUGCACGUUUGUGGUGCGAGUUCCUUUUGCCGAGUACAAGGACGAGACGCCGGUCGCUUCGUCGAGCGCCAGCGGGGGGUGGGGCUUUCUUGGCGGCAGCUUGGCGGGGGGGCUCGGCUGGGGCGCCGACGCACCCCCAAAAGAACCCACGGUGAUGAAAACCGUUUCUUUUAAGGGCGUCGAGGUGGCGCUCGAGCGGCCAGCGGGGGCCCGUUCACACCAGGGCACAUCGGGGGUCCUGCUAUCAGGUGCGAACGGGGGCGCAGACGGCAGCGUCCGAGUCUGGAUGCACUGGAAGAGUGGCGCAAAGGGACCCCCCAAACUGGACCUCGAGCUGCUCGCCCGGCCCCUCGAGCUGCGAGUCGACCUCGCUGAUGUCAGCACGCUGUCAGCGCUUGCCGCCGCUUUCUCUGGGGGAAACGCCUCAACCUCCCGUGGGAAAGGUUUCGUUGCCCCGGGGAUCGUUCAGAAGGAGCGGGCGCUGCACGAGCUGGCCGGGUCGGGGCUCUUGGCACCGGCAGGGGUUAGGAAUAACCCCACAGGGGUUAGCGGCAGCCCCGAGGGAGGGUUUCGGGCACGGAAAGAAGACCUGCUGCAAUCGCAAUACUUUUCGCAGCAGCAAGCAGAGGACUUGCGGCGUUCAGUUGGGGCGGGGGAUGAGUGGGUGUCGGAGUUUGGCGACGCUGCACCCGGGUGGCUGAGAAGUGAGAACGGGGGAGCGGAAGAAGAGGCGGAUCUGGCAGCCAGCGUGGAUGACUUCUUUGACUGCAUCAACGGCACUGCCAGCGGCCACCUCUCGCGGAGCUCCCACUCUUCCGGCCGGCGCUCGGUCACAUGGGCCGCUCCGUCCGAAACUCGGUCCGAGAGUUCAACUCGUCGGGCGCAACCGAUUGGGGAAAUUCCAGCUGUUUCGCCCUCAACGGAGCUCAACCGACCCGGAUUUGGGCAAGUGCAAGGGACCCCUGCUAGCAGACAGGCUUUGCCGGACCCUAACGCAAGUUCUGACCCGCACUUCAACCAUAAAGACUCUGGAACAAACGCAGUGGCGAGUUACUCGGCGAGGGCAAAGAUUGCGGGGCUAAAGGUCAUUCUGCUGGCACCUGGGGACAAAAGGAAGCGAAAGGGGUCAGAACGAUGCCAAGGGGGGGACAGAAUGAGGGCGCCACCAGGGGGGGGAGGUGCGGGAAGGCUGGAGCGGAGGGGUGCCGCUGGGAGCAUGACGCAAGAGGCGAAGCAACGAGUAGCAGAAGUUGCUCGAGAGAGCGGCCAAAGGCGGGAAGAGAACGGCUCGGUUGCGGAAAGCGAUUGCGGAGGGGCUCGGGGUUUGGGUGGAUGCGGGGCGACUGCUGUGCGAAACGGAGGGGAUGGCGGAAGACAGCCGGAGGGGUCGACAGGGGAAGCCACGGGAGUCGGACGCGACUUUCAAUCGAGCCGGCGGACAGAUGGCGUUCGUUGGGAAUCCAGACCGGCUGUUGAGGAGGGUCCGAUCUGUUAUCCAACGAACGGCUUGGGAAGCUGGGCGAUCGGUGAUUUGGAGCACGGUUCAAUGGGUUUUGGUGAGGGUGCGCAUGCAAGGUCCACUCCAGAAGAGGACGACUUCUCGGACGCGCUCGGUUUUGCACAAACGGACGGCCCGGAUUUUCCGGACGACGUUGCCAACGCCUUUUCGGCGCGUUUGAGGACGCCGGGUCGGGCUGGGGGGAUCGACGACGUCAGCAACGCGGACAGCGGAAGCCGGGACGAGUUUGGGUCAGCAAACGACGUGCUGCGGCUGGAGACGGACUGCGUCGGGGGGUUCGGAACGAGGGGCUCGGAACCCCCUGGCGAGAUCGUCGAGCGGGAGUGGUCGCCGGAGCCGACGGAGCAGGAAGCCGUCGAGCUGCGCGAGAAGGUCGCCGCUUUUCCAGGGGGGCUGAGCACUGGGCGAAACGCAGGGGGGGUGCACGCUGACAGUUUUCCGGGGGGGCUGAAUCCGGGGGAGGUUUUGGGGGGGCGGAACGGGGGCGAGGUCGCUUUGGAGAUGCCCCUGGAGAACGAGAGCGAAGAGGAAGACGGGUAUGGGAUGCGGCCGGCGGAGUCCCACAUGGCUUCGGUGUUUGGGCGGGACUCGUUGCUGGCAUGGUCCGGGGCCGGGUUGGAGCAUUGGAAUGGGGGGGGCGAGUCCGAGGGCUUUGGAGGCUUGGCCGAUGACCCCCCUGAAGGGGAGCGAGGAGGUUUGCGAGGCAGCACACUGGAGGAUCGGGCCGUAUCGAGAGGUGAAGAAUCGGCGGGCUUUGCUGCCGACGAGAUUACGGGGUCGGAUGAUGCGGGGAUGGCUGGGGAACGACUGGAGGAGGGGGAAGAAGCCGACGAGAAGUCGGAGAGCCCACGAGACUUCCUGGAGGCGGUUUGUACCAACCUGAGCUUCAGCGUGGCGGUCUCCGGCUCUUCCACGUCGAUCGAGAUUGCUUCCGACACACUCGAGAUAGCGGAGACUCUGCACACCCCGCAAGUCCCAGAGUUGGGGUCUCAACGGAGGGGUACUAGGAAUGUCACGAUGCCCCCCCCUGCAGCAGCCCAUGAAGCGACCCCCCGGGAGCAGCAGCUCCAGCAGGUGGAAGCCGCUCUGCCGAGCCCUUACGGCGCCCCGCAGCCCUUUGCUCGAACCAGUGCCCAAACUCGGACAUCCCCCUUUGCCGUUCCUUUCAAACAAUCCCAGAACGGAAGUCUAUUAGACACUCCUCCGUCGUCGGAUGCACUCCACGUGGCCGAAAGACGGAGGCUGGUCAAGGUUCGAAGCGGCCCCCCCGUCACAAAGCCCGCAGUGGUUGUCAAAGUCCUGAUCAGCUCGGGAGGGUCCACCGGGCGGACUGACGGGGGCCAAAAUUACGCCCGGGGAAAAUCGCUGGCCAGGCAGAGCAGCCUCUUGGGGCACUCAGAACCGGUCCCUCGGAAGACUUCCCUGACCGAAGUCAAAGCGGAGCUGCAGCCCGUCACUCUCUUUCUGGACCUGUCCCUCCCCAAGCGCCUAAAACGAUUUGCCCCCGUUUCAGGGGUUCCGCCCGCCCCUGCGCCGGCAGUCACGCCGGUACCCCUGCUGCGUGCGAGCCAGGUUCUGCCCAGUCCCAGGCGCUCCUUCGAGGACUUUCUCCCAUCGCAAGUGCUCCCGAGACCCGGGUCGUCCCCGGUUGAUGACAUCAUCGAUGACCUGGAUAGGCAGUUCUCCGGGGGGGAUGCAGGGAUGCACCCCUUUUCCAAGCCGCAGCGUGGGGCGUUGAGCAUCAGUGUUUCUUCCUCUUGCUUCCGAGUUAUCCUUUCCUUUCCGAAAGAGGACGACUCCUGUGAAGAAGACGCUGCAAAGAAGCUCAUGAGUCGAACGAGUUUGGGGGCCCCUUGUCGCAGAGACUUCCUCGCCCUCGACCUCUUUUCCGGCUCCUCUCCUGACGGCCAGCCCGCCUUCCUGUCCUACAAAAUCGACCCCCCAGAAACCUCCCUGCGGCGCUCGUUCUCCUCGAUACCCCCCAAAGAGCCAGAGAGCAGCGUCUCUCUGGGCGCCGCAAACCUGGGCCUUUACCUGGUCACGGACUCCCAUUUUGCAACGGGGGGGUCCGUCCAAUCCCCCGGUUACAGGGCGUUCUCCCUACUGUCGGUUUCCAAGCAGCCCGGUCAUUCGGCCAGGCAGAAAGCACCCCGGAAGCAUGCCCGGUUGUUUUCACCGGUCGACGCAACGGGUUCAGCGGGUUUGGGGAUCUCGCUUGACGUGCGGAUGCGGCCGGGAGCGGAAAGCGGGGACUGGCUAGCACAGUCGGCGUGGGAGGCGACGUCAGCACAGAAGACCCGGGGAGAUGGUGGCAGCGGCGUCGACAACAACCAGCAUGGGGAGGCCGCCGCUGCACGAGCGUCUGCCGCUGACGAGGAUCUGAUAGCGCUCGAGAUCCGCGAAAAGGCGAUCGCCUCUUCUGCCGCUUCCGUCCAGCUCAGUCUCGACCGUGCUUCAAUCGAGGUGGUUAGGUGGCGGUUAGAGCGGUUAGGGCAGCUCUUGGAGGCGGUUAAGCGGUCUGGUGGGAGUGCGUCGGAGGAUGGGGUUAGGAACGGGGUCAAGGAGGGGUUAGACGGGCGGGCAGAGAGCAGGGUUAACGAAAGCGGGGAAGAGGGGCGAACGAAGGACCAGUUUGCGUUUCUUCUGAAUGUGGCGGCAUUGGAAUUGCGUUUGUUCGACGAGAAGGGGUCCAAAGGUCGGGCAGACGACCCCCCUGCGGAGGAGCCGGACGUUGCCAGUGAGAAGGACAAGUGGGUGUCAUUCCGGGGAGACUUCAGCGAGCUUACGUUCUUCCACGUGUCGAACCUGGGGGGUGCGGCAGAAAACAGCUACAUGUGGAUUCGGCACGAGCGGUGCGGUCUCUACGGAACUCUCCAGAGUCCCACCCCCCCCGAAAGUGGUGCCGCAAAUGGGGGGGUCGAGCUUCUCUUGCUCACCUGUUCUAACGAGGUCCUGGGGAGGGGCGAUGCGGGGGACGAGAAUGCGCUCGCUUCGCCUGGCACAGUCGGCUUGACAGUUUCGGUCAUCGCGUAUCCUUCCGGGGGUUACGAGACAGACUCGAUCGUGGCUUGUAGUUUGAGGGGCGGGACGGUGAUGGCACCGAUGGGACGGUUGGACUGGGUGCUGGCCGUGAAGGAACUAGCGGUGGGGGCUGGUUCGGACGGGUUGGCCGUGGUUGACCGGGAUUGCCCAAAUGCGUCCGAGAGUGUUGGAGCAGCGUCCGACUACGUUGGAAAGGCGUCUGAAAUCGUCGGGCAGACGUCCGAAAGUGCCACAACAACGUCCGAAAGCGGCGCAAUGAUGUCAGAAAGCGUCCGACCAACGUCCGAAAGCGUCUGUCCGGCCUCUGAAACCUACGCUGAGCGUUUCUCUAGAAGGACGGCUGAUGGAGGGGCAAUGGCGGAAGCAGACACGGCUCAAGCAUGGCCGCCGAGCGAGGCUUCUAGCGCCCAUCAGAGCGAAAGCCGGUCCUCCCAAGCUUCUGGUUCCACAAACGGGACGUGUUUCCUUCUAGACCUUCACGACCUAGCGCUGUGCUACGAGCCCAACGCCGAGCCAAACCCGCAAACCCCCCCACAAAAUCCGGGCAAAUCCUUCCCCCCAGAUAGUCGCCCGUCCCUUUCCCGCCAAAAUAGCAGCUCGAACGUGGGGUCCUCAGUUUCGGCCGUCCUAGCCGUGGCCGCUCUGCGCGUGUCGAGCGUGCUCGGAAAGCAACCGGGGGGGUCGGAGAGAGUGGAGGAAGAGGGGGGGGAGGCGGUGCAAGAGCAGGUGUUUGAUGUGUGGCUGCGGGAUGCGGCGCUGCUGAUCCUGGACAAUGCGAUGAGGCGGCCGGCGGGGGGAGACUUCACUACGAGCUCGCUGGCCCAAGCGGGUUUCGUUCAGGUCGCCCGGGAGGGCGUCUUGGAAGCGUGCAUCCGCACACACACCGGGGAGGGCCUCCAGUGGGAGCUCGACUGCACGCAUAACCAAUUGCGGCUGGACACGUGUCAGGACACCACGGCAGCGCUGGGCCGGCUGGCGGGGCAGAUCCAGGCGCUGAUCCAGGCGGAUAUGGAGCCGGUGGCAGUUGCUGGUGGCGGCGCGGUGAUCCACCGGCAGUACGGCGACCAAGACCCCUCUGAACUCCUCCGCACCCUCAGCGAGGGCUCCCAAGACUCUGCGCCCCCCAGCCUGAGUAGCAGCCUCGCAUCCGAAACCUUUAGAGGUCCUCAGACUGAGCGAGAAGUGGGCGGCACCACUAGAGCUUCCAGAGAAGAAGCGGCUGCGGGUGAUGGUGCCAAGAGCGGCUUCAACCCGGAACGGCGCGGUGCGGCAGAGAGGUGGGAGGGAGAAGGUGAAGCAAGGGCGCAGAGCGAAAGCUGCAGAAGGAGAGGGAACGGCGACGGACCUUCGCAUCAGUCUGAAGAGCGGCUGAUUGAAGAGUGCGACGGACUGAGAUUCGCGCCGCGGAAAGGUUGGGACGGCGUUUCGGCAGAGUUGUCGUCGGGAUUUUCGAACCCCUCCAGAAUGCCCCCGAAAGUGGGCGACAAACUCCGUUCGGGCAGGCCCCAAUCAAGCCCGGGGGGAGACUGGGAAACGGAAAAGGAAGCGGGAGCGCUUCCCGGUUACAUCGAGAAUUUUUACCAGGGGCUCGACGGUCGAGCGCCCCCAGGUAAGCCUGGCUCGUCCGAGGGUUUCCACACCGUCCCUCCGAGUCAAGUCAAGCAGCCCAUCUGGUCUGGCGACCCAGUGAGUGUAAGUACGCCCCGCACGCAGCAUUUGUAUCCAGAGGAAGCGAGCGAGCCGCAGGUGCCCAGUAGACCUAGGAAGCCGGUUAGGCUAAGCAAACCCAAUGUGAAUAGGCGAAAGUCCAGUGUGAAGGAGCACGAUGCGAGCUGGUUCGACGGCAAGAUGCCCCCCCUGUCGGAAGACUAUGUGGUCAGGCCUUCGGGGUCCCCCCCGAAAGAGGAUCUCGGCCGGCCGUGGCUGCGAAACCGUGGCCCAGGGGGGUCGAAAAGCAGGGGAUCCCUCCCCCGGAAAUACCCGAAGCCGGUGGGCCGUUUGCUGCUGCGCGAUCUCAGCGUUCGGUGGAGACUCUACGGAGGUCGAGACUGGGGUUGCGGAACAGAGGUCCCCGAAAGUCGGGCAUCGAGCGGGUCAAGAGCGGGUACGGCCAGUGGGUUCAGACAAGGGGGCGCUAACCAGAAGCGGGGGGAAAGUACGAACCGGCCUGGCGGGGGGCUGGUUACGCGGUCGGUCAAGCCGACUGAGGAUGGGUUAGAGGGAUGGUCAACGGUCUCUGUUGAGCCCGGCACGCAAGCGAGCGAGAGUCCGCGGUUGAAGAGGGGGGCGUUUCUGGGGGCGAUACAGCCCCCCGGACGUGGGGGCCGCCAGAAGGAAAACUGUCUAGAGGUUCUCCUCGACGGUGUAGACUUGCAACACGACUCCUUCCCGCAGCGAGACCACUACGCGUCUCGGUUAGCGGUCUCGGUCCGCGACAUAACCGUGUACGACUUCUCGAAGAGCGCGCCGUGGCGCAUGAUCAUGGGCCACUACCGGAGCGCCAGCUGUCCGCGCGAGAGUGGCUCCAAGGCGCUGCGGGUCGAGAUGGAUGCGGUUAGGCCUAACCCGGCGUCGUUACUAGAAGAGUACCGGUUGUUGCUCGCACUGCUACCGCUGCGGUUGCACCUAGACCAACGGCACAUUGAUUUCUGCGCGGAUUUCUUUGCUGGGGGGGGCGCGGUGCCUGGCUCGCCACGAGAAGUGGAUGCGGGGGGCGGUGGGGUCGCAAAGCAGCAGGGGGAUGGAGUAGAGGAGGCGUUCCUUCCCUUCUUCCAGAUGUUCGAGAUGCGCCCGCUGACGAUCCGGGUCGACUACCUGCCCCGCCGCAUCGACCUGCUGUCGCUGCGCGCCGGCAAUUACGCGGAGCUGCUGAACCUGGUCACGUGGGAGGGCGUGGAGCUGCGCCUGAAAGGCGUGCGCUGCGCGGGGGUGCACGGCUGGGGGGGGCUGGGGGCGGUGCUCAUGAACGACUGGGUCGAAGACAUUUCACAGCACCAGUUGAACAAGAUCGUCCGGGGCGUGGCCCCCAUCCGUCCGCUGUACGAAGUCGGGCGUGCGACGGCGCAGUUGCUCAUGUUGCCAGCGGAACAGUACAAAAAGGACAAGCGACUGCUCAAGGGCCUUCGGAAAGGCGCUGCAGCGUUCCUAAAAGGCGUAUCGCUCGAGGCGCUCGGCCUGGGUGCGCAACUCGCGGCCGGCGCGCACGAGCUCCUGCAACAAGCCGAAGCCACCCUGUCCGGCGACACCCAACCCCAAACUGCGCAGUCUCCGUCCGCCCCAAACGGCUCCCCGUUGCACAUCUCCCAACCGCACGGCACGCGGGAAGGCCUCAAACAAGCUUUCGACACCGUUUCCCGGGGCUUGGAACGGUCCGCGUCGGGCGUCAUCAGCGCCCCGAUCAAGCGGUAUCAGCGGAGUGGCAGUGCGGGAAAGGCAGUGGCGACCGCUCUCAGGGCGGCGCCAGCUGCCGUGGUCGCCCCGGCCGCGGCGACAGCUGGCGCGGUGCAUCGGGCGCUGCUCGGGGUGCGGAACGAGUUGGAUCCGGAGCGGAAGCGGGAGAUCGACGAGAAGCACGCCGCGCCGCCGCCGGAUGGGAGACGGCGGUCGUGACUGGCAAUAUGGUUGACUGUGACUUACGACUAUUGAAACGAGUCGACAGAUUGUGCUUGUGGCAUCGCGGAUUGCGCUAUAUAACCCGAUGAUGUAGAUUGUACAAAGGCUACAGUUGUGUAAGUACUGUAUUGAAUGACUGCGGGCCAAGGGGAGGAGAGAGGAUAGUGAAUUGCAGCACAAAUUAAUCGAAGGAUCCCCAUUAUCCCCACCAAUUGAGGCUUACGUAGGAUAUCGACUUUUGGAAGUCAUCGUAACAAUGAGGUUGAAAUGGGAACUCCGAGUAAAUUUUACUCCCGUCAGACUUUGCAUAUUUUAUAAAGCUUGUUUGCCUGA